AUGCUUAUAGUUACCCUAAAGAUGACCGUACCAGCACUUUUACGUGCCCUUCUGGGACUGACUAUAAGGUCAUCUUCUGUCCUUGAAUUGAUCUGGGUUGUCCUCAAUAUGCAGAAGGGGAAGAACUAA
Molecule: messenger RNA, 129 nt
Organism: Linum tenue
Lineage: Eukaryota; Viridiplantae; Streptophyta; Magnoliopsida; Malpighiales; Linaceae
Source: the annotation of a GenBank genome assembly